Botrytis byssoidea is the source of this 1056-nucleotide messenger RNA. RefSeq lists its product as uncharacterized. The record is from RefSeq and is a predicted model, not a curated record. The coding region runs from base 1 to 1056 and encodes 351 amino acids. Gene Ontology annotation, molecular function: cellulose binding; cellulase activity. NCBI's taxonomy places the organism in Eukaryota, Fungi, Ascomycota, Leotiomycetes, Helotiales, Sclerotiniaceae. Gene Ontology annotation, cellular component: extracellular region. The transcript has 3 exons. Gene Ontology annotation, biological process: polysaccharide catabolic process.
AUGAAGUUUACGCAGGUCGCACUUCCUCUUCUUUUCUCUGGUGCUGCUUUUGCCGCACCAGCUGCCGACAAAACUUUGAAGGCGAGAUCAACUCAAAUCUGUGGUCAAUAUGACAGUGUCGCCACGGGUGCUUACACCGUUUACCAAGAUCUCUGGGGUAAAGAUUCAGCCACAUCCGGAUCUCAAUGCUCGACCGUUACUUCCUUGAGUGGUUCGACCAUUGUUUGGUCCACAUCGUGGAGCUGGGCCGGUGCUUCAAGAAGCGUUAAAUCGUAUGCCAAUGUGGCUUUGAACUCGGUUGUCACUGCUGGUGUCAAAGUCUCUUCUAUUUCUGCCAUUCCUGCGGUUUGGAAAUGGGGAUACACCGGAUCAUCCAUCGUCGCUGAUGUCUCCUGGGAUAUCUUCACUGCCUCUACCGCUGGAGGAACCAACGAAUAUGAAAUCAUGAUUUGGUUAGCCGCUAUCGGAGGAGCUGGACCAAUUUCUUCCACCGGUUCCCCUAUCGCUACCGCCACCAUUGCUGGUUAUGAAUUCAAAUUGUACUCUGGACCCAACGGAGACACCACUGUUUACUCUUUUGUCGCAUCUACUGAAGCUACCAACUUCAAUGGUGAUCUUAUGGAUUUCUUGAACUACCUGGCUACCAAUGAAGGAUGGUCCACCAGCCAAUACAUUAACGUUUUGGAAGCCGGAACCGAACCUUUCACUGGUAGCAACGCCGUCUUCGACGUCUCCGCCUACAGCGUCUCCAUCACCCAGGGAAGUGCCGUCAAAGUCAUAGCCAGCUCAUCCACCCCCGUCAGCACCAGCAAAGCAACCCCCACCACCACCUCCACCAUCAAAGCCACCAGCACCGUCAAAACCACCGUCGCAGCCGUGCCCACCAGCAAAGCCACAUCUAGCAAAACCAGUGUUGCUGCCGUGGCCACCAGCACCCCCGCUUCUUCUUCCACUGGUUCUGUUCCUUUGUACGGUAACUGCACGGGAGGACUCGCUUGUGCCACGGGUACUUGCGUCGAGCAAAAUGCUUAUUACUCCCAAUGUGUGGCUGCAUAA